AUGGGAGAAGAGAACAAUAGGAAUAAUGGAAUGGAUCAACUGUUACUUGAUGCUUUGACUGCACGCAUGACUACUUUGAUGGAUCAGAGACUAGAGAACUUCAGGGCUGAGGUUGUGCACUCAGAUCGUGAGAGACCUAGAAGGACUUCAGAUCGAUCUGCUACAGAAAGUUACUAUAGCCAUUCAAACCGAUCCAUUGGUACUAGAAGAAGGAGGCGUGACCAGGAAGAAAGGCCAAAAACCAGUGAUCCUCUUGGUGGUUUGAAACUGAAAAUUCCUGAGUUUAAAGGCACUGCUGAUCCAGAAGAAUACUUAGAGUGGGAAAAGAAGAUUGAACUCGUGUUCAAUUGCAGAGACUACACUGCAGAGUAUAAAAUGAAACUUGCUCCUACUGAGUUCAAGGAGUAUGCUUUAAGUUGGUGGGAUAACUUGGUUACAGCAAGAAGAAGAGCUGGAGAUUUUCCUGUUGAAACCUGGAACCAGAUGAAGGUAAUCAUGAGGAAGAUAUUUGUACCGAGCCACUACCACAGAGAGUUGCACUUCAAGCUCAGAACACUGUCUCAAGGAAGUAGAUCAGUUGAGGAAUAUUAUAAGGAAAUGGAAACCCUUAUGCUGAGAGCUGAUAUACAAGAAGACAGAGAAGCAACAAUGGCCAGAUUCAUGGGUGGUCUAAACAGAGACAUCAUGGACAGACUUGAAGUUCAUCACUACGUUGAGAUGGAAGAGCUUCUGCACAAGGCGAUUAUGUUUGAACAGCAGUUGAAAAGAAGAAGUUACAAGUCUAGCUAUGGAGCCAGCAAACCACACUACCAGAAGGACGAAAAGACCAGAGAAUCUAGACCAUUCUCCAAGCCUAAAGUGGAGGAACAAAGUGUUAAAGGAAAGGAAGUAGCCACUGCAUCCAAAUCCAGAGACAUACAGUGCUACAAGUGUAAAGGAUAUGGACACUAUGCCAGUAGCUGCUCCAACAAAAGGGUAAUACUCAUCAGAGAAAAUGGUGACAUUGAAUCCGAGGAAGAGGUAUCUGAGUCUGAAGAAGAAAGGGUGGAAUUGCCAACUCGUGGAGAGUUACUUGUUACUAGAAGAACACUGAAUCUUCAAGCCAAGACCGAUGGAGAUGAGCAGAGAGAGAAUCUGUUUCACACUCGCUGUAUGGUUCACGGAAAGGUUUGCAGCUUGGUUAUAGAUGGAGGAAGUUGUACCAAUGUUGCAAGUGAAACCAUGGUGGAGAAACUUGGACUGAAGGUCAUAAAAAGACCAACAACUUACAAGUUACAAUGGCUUAAUGAUGAAGGAGAGCUAGAGGUGAAGCAUCAAGUUAAGGUACCAUUGUCUAUUGGGAAGUAUGAGGAAGAGAUACUGUGUGAUGUCUUACCAAUGGAUGCUGGACACAUAUUGCUUGGAAGACCUUGGCAAUCCGACAGAAGAACACUUCAUGAUGGGUUCACAAACAGAUACUCGUUUGAGUACAAAGGAAAGAAGACUGUUUUGGUUCCUUUGACACCGCAGGAAGUUCAUCUAGAUCAGAUAGCCUUGAAGAAGAACAGAGCGUCAUCAGAAUCUAAGAAAAAGCAGCAGACUAAUAUAUUGCUUCAACCAAAGGGAAGUUCUUUACCUCACUUGCUGAUUGUUUUUAAAGAAUGUUUGAACAUAACAAAGCCAGUGCAGGAUCUUCCUAGCAAAAUAGAAUUUCUUUUGCAGGAAUUCAAAGAUGUUUUUCCAGAAGAAGCUCCACAAGGACUGCCACCAAUUAGAGGAAUAGAGCAUCAAAUCGAUUUUAUUCCAGGAGCUUCUCUUCCAAACAAACCAGCCUAUAGAACCAAUCCUCUGGAGACCAAGGAACUACAGCAACAAGUCACUGAGCUUAUGGAGAAGGGUCAUAUUCGUGAAAGCAUGAGCCCAUGUGCAGUUCCAGUCUUGCUUGUUGAUUUGAAAAGUGGGUAUCACCAAAUUAGAAUGAAAGAGGGUGAUGAGUGGAAAACUGCUUUUAAAACGAAGCAGGGGCUAUAUGAAUGCAAGAACUUGGAUGAGCAUGUUGAGCAUCUUAGAAAAGUUGAUGAAGAAAAGAUCAAAGCUAUCAAGGAAUGGCCAAGCCCAAAGACAGUUGGUGAAGUGAGAAGCUUCCAUGGUCUAGCCGGAUUCUACAGAAAAUUUGUCAAGGACUUUAGUACUGUGGCUGCACCACUGACUGAAGUAAUCAAGAAAAACGUUGGGUUCAAGUGGGAACAAUUCUGGUGCAGCCUGGGUAUGGCUUUAAACUCUGGAUCACUUGAAGGUGGAUGGAUAUGGGUUGUUCUAAGAGGCUACUAG
Molecule: messenger RNA, 2310 nt
Organism: Raphanus sativus (radish)
Lineage: Eukaryota; Viridiplantae; Streptophyta; Magnoliopsida; Brassicales; Brassicaceae
Exons: 4
Coding region: 1-2310 (769 amino acids)
Molecular function (GO): zinc ion binding; nucleic acid binding
Source: RefSeq, a predicted model, not a curated record